Molecule: messenger RNA, 3633 nt
Organism: Medioppia subpectinata
Lineage: Eukaryota; Metazoa; Arthropoda; Arachnida; Sarcoptiformes; Oppiidae
Source: the annotation of a GenBank genome assembly
AUGGCGGAGUGUGUACUACGUAUAGCACAACCGGUGCUUUUGGGCUUUAUUAUAGACUACUUUAACAGCGAGAACGGUAUAUCAUUCUCGAUGGCCUGUUGGUCGGCUGGGGGUGUGUGCCUGUGCUCAGCCCUAUUCAUAGCCCUGUUUCACCCGCACCUGGUGCUGGUCAUGGAGUUGGGUAUGCGAAUGCGCAGUGCCUGCUGUACUCUCAUGUAUAAAAAGGCACUCAGACUCAGCCGCACUUCCAUGGGUAAGACCACUGUGGGUCAAAUUAUUAAUCUUAUGUCCAAUGAUGUCCAGCGAUUUGAUGAGUUUACAUUAUACUUGAGCUAUAUGUUUACUACUCCAAUACAAGUGGCUUUGGCUCUGUAUAUAAUAUACGGCGAAUUGAACUGGGUCUGUUUUGUCGGCAUGGGUAUUAUGAUAUUGUUUAUCGCGUUCCAGGGUUUCAUGGGCAAACUGUUUUCAAUGGCCAGGGGUAUGACAGCCGGAUUAACGGACACCCGGCUCCGGCACAUGAGCGAGAUCAUUUCGGGAAUGCGGGUCAUCAAAAUGUACGCCUGGGAGAACUCGUUCGCUGAUUUAGUAUCCAAGGCUCGAAAAAAAGAGGUAUCGCGUAUACGACUGUCAGCCCUGUUAUGGGCCGCCAAUCUAGCCAUAUAUUUUGUGGCCACACGUAUUAUACUGUUUGUCUGUUUUAUCAUCGUGGUGUUAACUGGCAAUACACUGACCGCAAAAGCCGUAUUUGUGACGUUGACAUUUUUUAACACACUCCGGCACAGUGUAACCUAUCAGGUGCCCAAAGGUAUAGCGCUUGGCGCUGAGAUUAUGGUCUCGUGCCGUCGGAUUCAGACAUUCCUAGAGUUGGAAGAGAUUAAUUUAAAGCCAAAACAAAUGAUUAAUAAUAAAACUUAUUCAGCUGAUAAAUAUAAUGAUAAUAAACUAUCAAACGAGCUCAAAUCAGAUAUUAUUAAUAAUCCUUAUAAUGAUUUGGACACAAAACUCGUGGUGAAUAAUAUCAACGCCAAAUGGGAUCAUGACACACCACACAAUACUCUUCGGGAUAUAUCGGUAUCACUAAAAUCUGGUGAUUUGUUGGCAGUCAUAGGGCCAGUCGGGUCGGGAAAGAGCUCGUUUCUAAUGGCACUGCUUAAUGAGCUACCGGUGCUCAGCGGCGAUAUGCUGAUAUCGGGCACAGUUGCCUACGCGGCUCAGGAGCCCUGGAAUUUUAACGAUAGUGUCCGAAAUAAUAUAUUAUUUGGCCGGGAGUAUGACGAGGACAGGUACAAACAAGUGGUAGAUGUGUGCGCACUGGAGAGGGACCUACAGAUAAUGCCUUAUGGUGAUAAGACACUGGUUGGUGAAAAGGGUCUGUCACUGUCUGGUGGGCAGAAGGCCAGGAUUAAUUUAGCUAGAGCUCUGUACCGAAACACCGACAUUGUAUUAAUGGACGAUCCGUUAAGCGCUGUGGACGCCUCAGUGGCCGAGCAUAUAUUUGAUAGAUGUAUCGUCGACUACCUAUCGGCCAAAAUCCGUAUUUUGGUCACACACCAGAUCCAGUUCGUACGUAAGGCGAGUCACAUACUGGUGCUGGACGAGGGCCGGUGCGCCGGUUACGGCACGUUUGAGCAGUUGCAGGCCCAGGGGCUCGACGUUAUGGCACUGCUCAGCGAACAGGAGAGACAGGCGGCCGAAGAGCAGCGGCAACAACUCCAGCGGACAGUAUCCAUGACUAGCAGUCAUAGCGGCGGUAAAGGCGACCACUCGUUACGGUCCCGGAACUCGUCCCGUACGGCGUCGAUGGCACUCUCCGAACGGUUUGACGACAUUAACCCUGAGACAAUAGAUGCUGACGAGAACAGCGAUGGCGCCCCCCAUAUACAGGAGGAACAGCGAGAGGUGGGCGCUAUCGGUGGCAGUGUUUACUGGGAGUACGUCAAAGCCGGCGCCGGACCCGUACUGUUCAUAUUGAUGGUGAUAUCGGCCCUUUUAUCUCAGGCCAUAUUUCACGGCGCCGACAUUUUUCUAACUCAAUGGACUGAUAAACAGAAAAGUAAGACAGACCUAAGCGACGAUGAGCAGCACCGGGAUGUGUACAUAUACGCCGGCCUUAUCGGUGCCCUAUUUGUCACAACACUCAUACGUACGACCACGUGGUUUGCAAUGUGUAUGCGGGCCUCUAUUAAUCUACACAAUAAAAUUUUUGUUCGACUAUUGCGGGCACCGAUAGCCGUGUUUGACGCAAACCCUGUUGGUCGAAUAUUAAACCGAUUUACAAAAGAUAUGGGUAUUGUUGACGAGCAGUUACCAGCUACUGGGUUUGACCUAAACAUGAAUUUCCUGCAAUUACUGGGCGUAAUGGUGGUUGUGGCCAUGGUCAAUCCAUACUUAACUAUACCUGCAAUAGGACUAAUAAUAUUCACUAUGAUUGUACGCAAUAUAUACAUUAAAACGGCCAGGGACAUUAAACGAUAUGAGGGACUAAUAAUAGACAAACCCCACCUAUUUGACCUAGCUCGGAGCCCAGUGUACUCGCACGUGAGCACAACAUUGAACGGGUUGGCCAGUGUGCGCGCCUACGGGGCGCAGGAAGUGUUUGAGCGUCAAUUCUACGUAUACCAAGAUGAUCACUCGGCCACCUGGUUCCUAUUCGUGUGCUCGUCCCGCGCUUUAGGCCUAAUCACUGAUUGGCUUUGCAUCGCGUAUAUCGUGUCCAUAUCGGUGGUGAUAAUGGCAUUUCCUAAUGCCAUCACUGGUGGUCAGGUGGGUCUGGCAUUUUCAUCAGAAAACAUUAUUUGCACUAACGAACCCAUAUUUACCGUAGUGUUAAUGUUGGUCAACACCACUCAAUGGGGAGUCCGACAGUCCACUGAGUUUGAGAGCCAAAUGACUUCAGUCGAGCGGAUCGUCGAGUACUCCAAACUACCGCAAGAGGCGGUCGAAACGGCCCCUAUGGCCGGCCCUAUUGGCACCGGUGGCUGUUGGCCGCCGUCCGGGUGGCCACAGGCCGGACAAAUAGUCUUGCAAAACAUGUCCCUAUACUACGAGGGCUCGGAUAAACCGGUGCUGCGAAACCUGUGCUGCGCUAUCGGCGCCGGCGAAAAGGUGGGCAUUGUUGGCCGCACGGGCGCCGGCAAGUCGUCCAUCAUAGCGGCCCUCUUCCGAUUGGCCGAACCCCAGGGACAGGUAGUGGUCGAUGGGGUCGACACCAAAAGUGUUGGCCUGCGUGAGCUCAGGCGUCGCAUAUCAAUUAUACCGCAGGAACCGGUAGUGUUCACCGGCACUGUCAGGCAUAAUCUCGAUCCGUUUGGCGAGUUUGCCGACCCGGAUAUAUGGGCCGCGUUGAAUGAGGUCCAGUUGGGCCACACGGUUCGUGAGCUGCCCGGCCAAUUAGACGGCGCUCUUAGCGAAGGGGGCGGCAAUUUGAGCGUAGGUCAGCGCCAGUUGGUGUGUUUAGCGCGGGCUAUACUCCGCGACAAUAGGGUACUGGUGUUGGACGAGGCGACAGCCAAUGUGGACAUACAGACCGAUGCGCUCAUUCAGACUACGAUUAGGCGUCGGUUUGCCGAUUGCACUGUACUUACAAUCGCUCACAGACUUAACACAAUCAUUGAUUGCGAUCGAGUUUUG